Molecule: messenger RNA, 1164 nt
Organism: Prunus armeniaca (apricot)
Lineage: Eukaryota; Viridiplantae; Streptophyta; Magnoliopsida; Rosales; Rosaceae
Source: the annotation of a GenBank genome assembly
AUGGAAGUGCAUGCACAUAUAAUUGAAGUAUCUGGAGAUGUGCCAGCUAUAGAGACAAGCCCGGGUGUGAGAAAGAUUUGUGGGGAAGGACCGUGUGGAUUUUCAGAUGCUAAAACCAGUUCCAAAGAUGCACAGGAACGGUCGGCAUCCAUGCGGAAGCUUUUGAUAGCAGUUAUACUUUGUGUUAUUUUCAUGAGUGUGGAAGUUGUUGGGGGUAUUAAAUCCAACAGUCUUGCAAUUCUGACUGAUGCUGCUCAUCUAUUGUCAGAUGUUGCAGCAUUUGCAAUAUCUCUGUUUUCGCUUUGGGCAUCAGGAUGGGAGGCAACACCUCGUCAGUCUUAUGGCUUCUUCAGGAUUGAAAUUCUAGGUGCUCUUGUUUCCAUCCAGAUGAUUUGGCUUCUUGCUGGGAUCCUUGUUUAUGAAGCCAUUAAUAGACUUGUCAACGAGACUGGUGAAGUUCAGGGCUUUCUCAUGUUUGUUGUUUCUGCAUUUGGUUUAGUGGUUAACAUUGCCAUGGCCCUCUUACUGGGUCAUGAUCAUGGGCAUGGGCAUGGACAUGGGCAUGGGCAUGGGCAUGGUGAUCAUCAUCACAGUAAUGAGGAUCAUGAUGGUACACAUAGCCAUGGGAUUACUGUGACGACACACCCUCAUCAUCAUGUGGUGCACUCCAAUCAUGAUCACACGGAACCUCUGCUCAAGAAACCAGAAGUUAAAAAGACGAAGCAAAAAAAUAUCAACGUGCAGGGGGCUUAUCUUCAUGUACUUGGGGAUUCCAUUCAGAGUAUUGGAGUGAUGAUUGGUGGAGGAAUUAUUUGGUACAAGCCUGAGUGGAAGAUUAUUGAUCUGAUAUGCACCCUUGUAUUUUCGUUGAUUGUGCUGGCGACAACAAUCAGGAUGCUGCGAAAUAUUUUGGAGGUUCUGAUGGAGAGCACUCCUAGAGAGAUUGAUGCCACAAAGCUUGAGAAAGGCCUCUGUGAGAUGGAUGAGGUAGUUGCCAUUCACGAACUGCACAUAUGGGCCAUAACUGUUGGCAAGGUGUUAAUGGCUUGCCAUGUUAUUGUGAAGCCGGAUGCUAAUGCUGACAUGGUACUUGAAAAGGUUAUAGACUAUAUCAAGAGAGAAUAUAAUAUCAGUCAUAUAACCAUUCAGAUAGAGCGUCAGUAG